UGUGUGUGUGUGUGUCACACAUUUUACUGCGCUUUGUCAGUCAGUAACUGUUUAACUCUUCACCUCUGCUGAUCUGAGAGAGAGACAGGAGGGCGAGCGAGGGAGGAAAAGGCGUGGCCUGCUGCAGAUACGAUCCUGACUGCUCUCUCUCUCUCUCUCUCUGUCUGUCUGUCUGUCUCUCGGCCCGUGUUUGAGGGACUACAGAUCUCCAGGAACGAGGAACCACACAGAGCAAGAGUUCGGUCUGCGGAUCAGGUACGUUUGAGCUCAGAGAGAAAGAAAACAGACUGAUUUCUCAACAGCAGGACAGAAAGCCAGCAGAGCGAGUUUCUCAUCAUGGCGUCCGCGGCCCCUCAGAAGAGGGUGGUGUCAUCGGUCUUCAUCACUCUGGCGUCUCCGUUCAGAGCGACGGUCACGCCGACGGCUCACGUCCACAGCGCCCCCUGCAGACGAGACACGCGCGCUCCAGACGUUGUGAGCAGUGCUCCUCCUGCCCCUGAUGACCUCCCUCUCCGGCCUCCUCCUCCUCGUGACCCCUGUGACCCCUGUGACCCUGAGCCCAGACCGCCGGCCGCCCCUGCACAGGAGAGCACUGUGGGGAAAGCUCUGCUUCGAUCGGCGCCCUCUGCUGGAGGAGACGUGAAGUCGUCAUCUGAUGUGUGUGGAUUCUGUCGUAAGCUGGUGCCGCUGUCUGAACCCGCCAUCGAGGCUCUGAACCGAACGUACCACGCCGUGUGCUUCCAGUGCCGGCAGUGCCACGCUCCGCUGGCCGCCAAGAUCUACUACAACAAAUCUGGCAUCCCGCUGUGUGACGACUGCUACCAGGCCAGUCUGGAGCCGUGCUGGGCGUGCGGUGAUGUCAUCAAGGAUCAUGUGAUCCGAGCGCUGGAACGAGCCUAUCACCCGCCCUGCUUCGUGUGCACGACCUGCAGACAGCCAAUCGGAGAGCAGAGGUUUGCGCAGGGGGAAGUGGGCGAGGUUUACUGCCUACAGGACUACUACAGGAAAUACGCGCCGCAGUGUCGCGCAUGCGGAGAGCUGAUCAUCCCGCGGGAAGAUGGAACCGACAGCUUCACGGUGGAGUGUUUGGGUCACUCGUACCAUGAGGACUGUUACCGAUGUGAGGUGUGCAGUGUGCUUCUGUCUCCGGAGCCCAAUGAGAACGGCUGCCACCCGCUGGACGGACAGAUCCUGUGUAAACCGUGUCACGUGUCGCUGAUGCAGAGCGCACCGCACUGAACACGCAAACCAAUGUGAUGAUGAUGAUGAUGACACACCGAUUGUAUUCAAAACUGCAGCAUUGGGACCAUUAAUUAUUUCAUUUUAUCAUUCCACUGAUUAUAUCAAUGUAUCCAACA
This is a messenger RNA of Onychostoma macrolepis, 1358 nucleotides long. It is a transcript of the gene fblim1, whose product is annotated as filamin binding LIM protein 1. The coding region runs from base 337 to 1239 and encodes 300 amino acids. Gene Ontology annotation, biological process: cell-cell adhesion. The transcript is spliced from 8 exons. Gene Ontology annotation, molecular function: filamin binding. The record is from RefSeq and is a predicted model, not a curated record. Gene Ontology annotation, cellular component: focal adhesion; stress fiber. NCBI's taxonomy places the organism in Eukaryota, Metazoa, Chordata, Actinopteri, Cypriniformes, Cyprinidae.